ACCAAGCACCGUAUGCCCUCUUUGCAGCUGCUCUGGUCCCAGGGAUGGCAGCCACGGCUAGAACCAUGGUGCCCCGUUUCUGCCAAGGCCUAACAUCAUCUGUGUAGCGAGGGAUUGGGCUCGGCUCGGAAUCUGGAGCCGUUGAAGCUCUACUGUCUCAAGGUUCCUACCCAUCCUGAAUGCCAAAGUACGGCACUUGGACAGAUCGCUCGCCAUUCCGACUGGCCCUCCCUAGAGCCUGGCUCGGGGCUCAGGUGUUGCGCUCCGUUCGGGCAUGGAGACUGCUUGCGCCUUGUGCACUACCGCGCGGUACGAUGCCUACUACGUACUUUGUACUGCCGGCUGCCACCAAGGGCUUCCAUGUUUCCUCUCCCUCGCCUCACAGACAGACCAGCUCCUCUCGCCCUCUGGUCUGGCCAGAGCGUGAGAGGCAGUGAGGGCUCUGGCACUGGCUUUGGGGAUGCCUCAUGACAUUCGC
This is a messenger RNA of Lasiosphaeria miniovina, 478 nucleotides long. RefSeq lists its product as uncharacterized. Lineage: Eukaryota; Fungi; Ascomycota; Sordariomycetes; Sordariales; Lasiosphaeriaceae. The transcript has a single exon. Bases 180 to 437 code for a protein of 85 amino acids. The record is from RefSeq and is a predicted model, not a curated record.